AUGGGGAUUCUUCUCUUCUAUCUUCCUUUGAUUUGGCUGUCUUCUUCUUCUCCUUCUCAUGCUCUUCAACAAAGCUUUGUGGAGUGCUUUAGUUCUUAUUCUUCACCUCAAUCAAUACCCAUUUCUAAAGUGGUUUUCACAAAUGAAAGUGCUUCCUUUUCCUCUCUCUUGCACCAAUCCAUAAGAAAUCUAAGGUUUCUCAAUACUUCUUCUAAACCAUUGUUCUUGGUGACCCCAUUUCAUGAAUCACAUGUUCAAGCCGCAGUCGUUUGCGCCCAGAAGAAGGGUUUGCAGCUCCGAGUAAGGAGCGGUGGACAUGACUACGAAGGCCUUUCUUACGUAUCAUCACAAUCUCAAUUCAUCGUUCUUGAUCUUACCAACCUCCGCUCCAUCGAUAUCGACAUCGAGACCGAAACUGCCUCCGUGGAGACCGGCGCCACGCUCGGCGAGUUAUACUAUAGAAUAGCUGAGAAAAGCCUCAUCCAUGGGUUCCCAGCAGGAAGCUGCCCCACAGUAGGGGUAGGAGGGCAUAUAAGUGGAGGAGGCUUUGGAACCCUCUUCAGAAAACAUGGCCUUGCAGCUGAUAACGUAAUCGAUGCUAAAAUUGUGGACUUCAAUGGAAGAAUCAUGGACAGAAACGCCAUGGGAGAGGAGCUUUUUUGGGCCAUAAGAGGCGGUGGAGGAGCAAGUUUUGGAGUGAUUCUAUCAUGGAAGCUCAAGCUAGUUUCUUUACCACCAAAACUCACAAUUUUCCACGUUCAAAAAACUCCCAAACAAGGCGCAAUUCAGCUCUUCCAAAAAUGGCAAAGAAUUGCAUACAAACUCGAUGAAGAUCUCUUCCUUCAUGUCACCAUAGGCGUUCAAGAACAAACAAUUUCCCUUUCAUUUGUGGCAUUGUUUCUUGGUCCAAUUGAGAAGCUCAUACCACUUAUGAACACCCAAUUCCCAGAAUUGGGAUUGCAAAGAGAAAACUACACUGAAUUGAAUUGGAUUCAAUCAAUUCUGUUCUUUGCUGGCUUCCCUAUACAAACCCCACCUCAAAUUUUGCUUAAAAAAUCACUUUCCAAUGCGUUUUUCAAAGCAAAAUCGGAUUUUGUGACAUACCCAAUUCCUCAAAAUGGGUUGGAAGGGCUUUGGAAUAAGGUGUUAGAAGAAGAAGGAUCAUACUUGAUUUUGACACCAUAUGGAGGAAAAAUGAGCCAAAUUUCUUCGUUGGAAACCCCUUUUCCUCAUAGAAAAGGGAACAUUUUUGGGAUUCAAUAUAUGGUGAGUUGGGAAAAUGGUAGUGAAAGCUACAAGCAUUUGAGUUGGAUAAGGGAGGUUUAUGCAUAUAUGGAACCCUAUGUUUCAAAGGAUCCAAGAGGUGCUUAUUUGAACUAUAGAGAUCUUGAUUUGGGGAGGAAUUAUGGAAGAAAUGUAAGGUAUGAAGAGGCUAAAGUGUGGGGUUUGAAGUAUUAUAGAAGUAAUUUUGAGAGAUUGGUGAGGGUUAAGACCAAAGUUGAUCCUUUCAAUUUCUUUUGGAAUGAACAAAGCAUUCCUCCGUCCCUCUACCGUUCUUAAAGGCGUCUCGUUUUUGUAAUAAAGGCAAAUCAAAGAGAUG
Cucurbita pepo subsp. pepo (vegetable marrow) is the source of this 1600-nucleotide messenger RNA. RefSeq names its product monolignol oxidoreductase AtBBE-like 15. The record is from RefSeq and is a predicted model, not a curated record. Lineage: Eukaryota; Viridiplantae; Streptophyta; Magnoliopsida; Cucurbitales; Cucurbitaceae. Gene Ontology annotation, molecular function: FAD binding; oxidoreductase activity.